UACCCCCCUUAUGGCUUUGAUAUAAAAGAUUUUUUCGUAAGAUUUUUUUAGCAGUUUCCGCGAUUCAGGUAAUUAGUUCUCAAAAAUGAAGUUCUUUCAACAAUGUAAAAUAUGGAUACUUUUCUUUAUGGCGACUUACGUUUAUGGUGCCGAUGAUGAUUAUAAUAUAUUACAUAAGGAUGGUUCUUUUCAAUUUGGUUAUAACAACCCAGAUUCUUACCAUUACGCUGAUGGAAACAGGAAUAAUGUUGUAAAAGGAGAAUUUGGUGGAAGGAACCCUAAAACAGGUGGAAUAGAUACAACCGUUUAUACUGCCGGUCCGAGAGGUUUUCGACCACGUGGUAAAAAUGUUUAUCGCAAUUACGACUUGAAUCAAAAUGGACCACGUCCUGUUGGUUCACGAGAUGAUCCAUACUAUGACCCAUAUGAAGAUCCUAGUUAUAAAUUUGGGUUUCGUACGAGAACGUACAGCAGACAAGAGAAUGCCAAUAGAGUUGGAGAUGUAACAGGAAGAUAUACCUACCUUGAUGAUGUAGGAGAACGUCAUAAUGUGGAAUAUAUAGCUGGGAAAAACACUGGGUUUCAUGUAAAAAACCCAUUUCCAGAUAGUAAUCCACGAGCGUAUGGUCCACUAUUCUUCAGAGGAAGGGGAAAACCUAUACCAAGAGGUAGAACAUCCAUUCAAAGAGGCUUGGAUGGAAGUUAUAAGUUUGUAUCUGCCGGUCCCGACCAACGACGAACUGAAGUUAGUGAUUCCACUGGGCAUAUCAGGGGUUCUUAUACAUAUCUAGACGACAAAGGAGUGCAGCAUUCUGUGCAUUAUAUAGCAGGACCCGAAACAGGCUACAGAGUUCUGAAAACCGUAAAAGGUCCACAUCUUCCUACAGUUUAUCCAUUCGAUAGACCCGAUAUUAUAUCACCCGAUUUUUAUGACUAUUUGUCUGAUAAUGGAGAAGUUUUUGAUACGGCUGCUAGUGGAAGACCAGUAAAACCCGGAAGAAGACCAUUAAGGCCGAAUGAUGAUAUUGGGAAUAAAAUAGAUACAUCUAAAAAUGAUCGCUAUCAACCUGACGGAGGGGGCUUAAGUUUAGAAGAUACUGGUAGUACUACUGAUAAUUUGGGAUUCACUAGACCCACCGUAAAACCAACGAUAUUUCCUGGAAGCAGUACUACUCCUAGACCGGCCUUUAAUUCUAAUGAAAUCACAAGCAAAGACGAAACCUCAUUUGAUUUUGGUGAUUUAUUUAACAAUUAUGACGGCAGUACUACAACAAUUAGACCUGGUGGAAUUCCUAGUAGGCGACCCGCAGGUAGACCGUUUAAUAGGCCUACUACUACAAAACCUACAAAAAAACCUUUUUCAACGGUUGACGAGGAUGAUGGAUUUUACCGACCUAACGGUGAUAAUGGAUCAUAUAAACCUGAGUAUGGAAGCUCGUCAUCCCUUGGUACCGGUAGUUCCACUACAACGGGACCAGAAUUUGAAGGAUACCCUUCUGGCAGGCCUAGUACUCCGGGGCUUUUUGAAGGCGAAAGUGGUAGACCGUUCGGAAAUAAAGUAAGCAGUAAUGACUAUGACGGGACUAGUGGUCUUGACAGUUUCUCAGGUGUGAUAGGAGUCGGAGGAAAGCCAACUUGUCCCAAAUGUGCAGGAACUAUUGUUACUAAUAUUGGAGAUCGUCCAUUCAAUAUUCCUCCAGGCGUGUCUGUGCGAACCCACGUCCAAUCAAUAGAUUUGUAUCCAUACGACACACAAUCUCCAAGUGAAGCUUAUGAAUCAGAUACGAAAUUACAAAGGGAACAGUUAAAUGCAGCAUCAAGCACAGAUCGCGAAAUUAAAAAAGAAUCUGCACAAGAACGAAAAUUAGAAGUGGAAGAGACUGAAGAGAAUGUUACAAAGGAAUCGAAUAAAGAAGAAACCACCACAGUGUAGAAACCGAUGAUGCAUGGAAUUAAUUUAUUACACAUUAUUAGUUUCAUAUUCCAGUACAAUUGUGAUAAAAAUUAGAAUCUACUGAUGCUAAUUACCGCUAUAACUUAGGGUAAAAACAUAGUGGAGCAGUUCACCUCGCCGCGCUGAUCGCCAUUUAUCUUGCCGCGCCGGCGCCGUGGCGACGAUACUUAGGCAUGUCGCGCACGUGAGCGAAGCGCGACGCGGCGCAACGCGGGGAAUUUUUGAUAGGCGCGCUAACUUAUGCACGGUUUUUCAUACGCGGUUAGGUUAGGUUGUAUUUAAAGUUAUUUUGAGCUGACCCGUAUUAUCUCUUUCACGGUUUGAUAAAGGUGUAUAAAUGAAACUUCAUUUUGUCCUCAAGUUUCAGCAACAGUUCUGAGGGAGAUUUUCUUAUAUAAUGUACAAUAGCUGAAAAAGAAAUCUUGGGAAAAAAAGAGAAAAUCUUGGAUUCAUAACAUUAAUAUGAAAAGAAAUGCGUAUACGCAAAUUUGCUGGAAGACAAAAGAAAAUUAGUAUAAUAUAGUAUAUACUUAACUUUACCUACUUGUAAAAUUAGUAUAAUAUGGUAAAUAAAUUAUUAUAGAAUGACACACGAAAAAUUUGCUGAAUUUCUUUCUUUGUUAAGACCAACUAUAGAGCGUCAGUUUUCAGUUUGUCUCAGGCAAGUUUUUAAUAGUGCCUAAAUAAAAUUAAUAGAGAAUAAUGUAAUGCAUACUUUUUUAAAUAGGUAGAUCUUUUUGUUAUUCAAAUUAAGUAAUCCAUACAUUGGUAGAAAAUAUUUCAUUUUAUUUCUGAUAUAAAAUAGCAAUAAUCGCUUAAUUUCUUCACAGAUAUUGUCUCGUCUCAAUUGGUUAUGAUAAUUUGGGUCCCUAACAUCAUAUAACUCUUUGUAGCUCUGUAUGAUCGAAAUAAAUGUUUCAUCAUCCAUGAUCUCGAUACUUAAAUUACAAGAAACAAACUCAAAUAAACAAACCGGUUCUCAACUAAACAUAACCUAAAUGGCAAUUAAUAAUACAUUAAUCGUAGAAUCAUUCAUCCGAAGACAACCAAAGUAAAUUUCGAAAAUGAACGAAAACUAAGAAAGUUUCCGCUGACCACAGCGCACUAGGGCAUGCGAAGCGCGCCGAAAAGAAUUUCUUCGCUUUGGAUUCCAGGGGUGCAACUUUGUUCAAGUUAGCAACCGAUCGUUUAGAAGCGAUGUCGAAACCAGAUCGGUACUAUGUUCAUUGCAAAACUUUUGUCGCUUAAAUGCUGCGAAAUAUGAUAUCACUAUCACACUCUUGCACACGUGUGCGACACGUUCUAGGCUAUGUCUAGGCAGUCGCCUACGAAUCGAUGUUGUUACUGAACAUAGUGCCUCAAGCUACAAAUUACUUUACUAUCGCUUUGAAACAUGAACAAAGUUGCACCCCAGAUCUCUAACGAAAGUCGCUUAAGUGCGUGGCGCAAGCGGUUGCUUCGCUUGAGUCAGCGAACGUACAUUAUAAACAUACAUUUAAUUCAUUGCAUGGGUUUUCCAAUGCCGCGCUUCGCAUAAGUGCGCGAUAUGCUUAUGUUUGUAGAUGCGCGAGGCGAUAUGAACGGCGAGCAUCGCGGAGAAAUAAACUGCCCCAAUAUGUUUUUAACCUUGGCCUCACAAAAAGUGUCAUUAGACUAAAAACAAUUACUAAUAAUUGUAGGAUUCAGAAGUCAAUCACCAAUCCUAUUGAUAUAAUGAGUUUUAAAAAACAGGAUUUAAAAAAAUUAAAUUCAAUUUGUAUGAAUUCUUCUCAUCUGUCUCUUCCUUAAUAUUAAAGGAAUACGCAGACGAGAAAAGUCAUACAAAUUGAUUUUCAUUUUUCUAAAUCCUGUUUUAUAAACUUCAUUAUCUCAAUGCAAUUGGUGAUUAACUUACACUGAUUGACUUCUGACCCUCCAAUUAUUAGAUCAGUUACAACAUUGGACGUUAAGGCGCGAUUCUCACUAAAACGUACUAGAGGUGGGCAAAGAUUGAACGAGUCGUUCAUUUGAAGGAGUAUUAAAAACGAA
Sitophilus oryzae (rice weevil) is the source of this 3982-nucleotide messenger RNA. RefSeq names its product mesocentin (gene Cpr73D). The record is from RefSeq and is a predicted model, not a curated record. Gene Ontology annotation, cellular component: chitin-based extracellular matrix. Bases 86 to 1933 code for a protein of 615 amino acids. Lineage: Eukaryota; Metazoa; Arthropoda; Insecta; Coleoptera; Curculionidae. The transcript is spliced from 9 exons. Gene Ontology annotation, molecular function: structural constituent of chitin-based larval cuticle.